Trypanosoma theileri is the source of this 1311-nucleotide messenger RNA. RefSeq lists its product as uncharacterized. Lineage: Eukaryota; Euglenozoa; Kinetoplastea; Trypanosomatida; Trypanosomatidae. Bases 1 to 1311 code for a protein of 436 amino acids. The record is from RefSeq and is a predicted model, not a curated record. The transcript has a single exon.
AUGCUGAGCUGCGCCUAUGGAUGCUUGUCAUCUGCACAAGGUGACUCUCAACCACAAGCCGUUCAGCCUUCUGUCUCUGGACUUCAACCUGCUGGGCACGGUAUUGGUAGUGUUCAUGGUGUUCACCCCACUUCUGGUGCUGUUGGCGUUCCUGCAUUUGGUACAGGUGUUAACGGAGCUGGAGUUCCUGGUGCUAUUCCUGGUGUUCCUCCUGAAUCUAAACUUCAUGGUAUUUCUUCGAGUGAAUGUCCUUCCAAUGGCACAAGGGGAGUUGUAGUCGGUGAUAAGUUUGUUCAGAUUCCAUGUGCUGCAGCUGUUCCAGGUACUUUUGUUCCUGGUACAGCUAAAAAGACUCCGAAUGGUGGUGGAGAUUCCGCUAGUUCUAUUCAGGCACCUGGUGUUGUUCCUGGAGUUGGUGGUGUUGUUUCUGGUGCUCCUGUUCCUGCUAUUCCUGGAUAUCCUGGUGUUAAGGGUUCUGAUGGGGGAUCUCUUCUCUCUACAGCCGAUGCUGGUGUUGGUGGUCGGCCAGGAAUUGGUGAUAAACUUAAACCAGGUAAAAAUGUUACUCUGAUUAAUGGUGUCCUCAAAGAGGAUGAGACUGACCCUCAAGACGUAUCUACGGUGUUACUUACAAACACAGAAGCUGAUCCUCGUAAACUAUCUGGACUUGGUGCGGGAGUUCCUGAUUCUUCUGCUGCUGUUCCUGGAUUUCCUAAUGGGGCUCCUUCUGCUCUUGAUACUGUUCCCAGUGUUAAUGGACAUCCAGCAGUGCCUGGGACUGUUCCUGUGGGUGGGAAACGUUCCAGUAAUGUUCCUUCUAAUCCACCUCCGUCAACUGGUUCUAACGCUGAUGUUGGUCAUCCUGAUUAUCCCGGUGUGUCUAAUGCUGUUCCUAUUGUUGGUGCUGCUCCUUCUGUUACUGGUAAUCGUAUUGUCGGUGGUGAUCGUUCUUCUCGUAAGGCUAUUGCUUCUAACCCCGACCCUACAUCUCUUGAUUCCCAGAGUAAAGAGUCCCCAGAAACUGCAAGAACACACCAUGGAGAGAAUGUUAAUCAAGCAGCGAAUACUGAGGCACCAUCAACUAAUGAACAGAGUGUUAACCAUGCACAGAGUGAAACGGCAAGAAACAUUCCUAUUGCACCCAUUAAAGAGAAUUCACCCGCAGUAACACCAGUACUGCCUCCUAUCUCUGCAAAGAGUAAUGACAAACCACCAAAGAAGCGUAAGUCAGACAGCAGCAAUAUCAGUUCUGUGUGGGUGCGUGUGCCUCUACUGAUUGUGGCUGUGUUGUUCUCCGCUACCGUGUACUGA